UGAUCACAGAGCCAGAUGGGAUCAAUGAAACCUAUUUACCAGAAGUUCAGAGCAGUUGCAUAACGCAAUAGGCAGCCAGGGGAGAAAAAUGCACCAGAUUUACAGCUGCAGUGACGAAAAUUUAGAAGUCUUCACUGUGAUUUCUACCAAAUCACGUAGCCCAGUCAGAAGAAAAGCCAAAAGUACCCAGUGCAUCCUACCAAAAAAGGUGAUAGCAGUGUCUGACUAUCGUCUUCAAGGGACAGAGGAGCUGCUAUGGCACCAAGGUGAUCUCAUUCAAACCUUCUGUAAAGAUGAAGAUGGGCAGGGAUUCAGUCAUGUGCAGAACAGGCAGCAAAGAUUAUUCUCUAGUCUUACCAAAUGUCCUGCAACACACACUGGAAUUUCUAAACAAAAGUCAUUCUGCUACAGCAGUAACCAGUCAGAUGCCAAGACUUUGCAGACUCAGGCAUCCCCAGUCUCUCGUCACAAUGUAAAGUGGCUUGGAGCCACAGAACCAGCAAUGAGGGAUGGUGUUGUUGCAAAAGAGCAUGGAAGGCCCUUGCAGAAAAAUACUGAAGAUGACAUAAGCCCAACUCAAGGAACUAAGGCCUCUUUACCUUUGACAGGUGGCACUUCGCAUAGCACACUGAGCCUCCUGCAGAAGAUAUGGAUCAAACAUAAAAAAAAGUCAGAAUAUUUGGGGGCCACAAACAGUGCCUUUGAGGCAGACUGAUAAUCCUCAGUCUUCCUUGUGCAGGCAGAGGUUCCUUGAACAAAGGACAAAAUGCUAUCACAUUUACCUGAUAAUGGAUGUAGUGCAGCUCACUUAUCCAAGGAAAUAACGCUUACAGAAUUCACAGAGAAAAAAAAGAUUUGUUGUUUGUACUAUGCAAACAACUCAGGUCAAGUAUUUUGCACAUAUUUCUGAAAUGGAGUGAACUUGUUAAUAGAUUCGACUGGGAUUACUGCAUCGACUCAACAUUUCUUAUUCCAUCCUGGUGGAUCUGGAUUUGUUAGGAAAAGGCAUAGAGAGGUUACUCUCAACAGGUCUCAUGUCAUCUACACUGUGCCGUUUCAAGUACAAGUCCUGCAGUUUGUCAUGCAAGGAUACUCCUGAAAAUUAUUUCUUUCAGUCAGUGAUUUCCAGACUCUACUUUCAGAAUCAGCAUCAACUUGUUUGGUGAGGAACCCUUGAGCAUUGCAGAGGAUUCUGGGAAGUAUUAUAGAGCAAACAUUCAGUUCACCCGAUGCACUGCCCAGACCUAUUAGGCCUUACUGUUGCAUUUGAACAGAGAGUAUAUCCUUGGACAAUCAUAAUGGAACCUGUGGCCCUCCAGCUGUUGCUGGACUCUUGCUCCCAUCAGCCCAGAAUGGCUAAUGAUCAGGGAUGAUGGGAGUUGUAGUCCAGCAACAUCUGGAGGACCACAGGCUCCCUACUCCUGCCAUGUCACAAGCUCAACACUCCCCUACAGUUGCAUAUGGGAAAGCUCAGUAGUGAUGUUGGUCAAUUUGCCUUUCCGAAAACCUUGUUUUCUAUUCGUGAUCUUCUCAACUGCCCUCCUCCUCUCUCUCUCUCACACACACACAUAACACGCUAUAAACCUCCACAAACUCUUGGGUUCUUUAGAACACAUUUUGAGAACUGUUGCUCUAAAUUGUGCCCAGUUUCCAGGGCUGGCCCAAGACAUUUUACUGCCUGAGGCAAAGGACAAGAUAGUGUCCCUUCUACCUAUCCCCCCCCCAUUCCAAGUACAGAAGCCACUGGUGGCAGUUGAAUCUUACAUCAACACUGAUGACAGGAAAGCAUCUUCCUGAGGGCAGCAGGCUACCUUAGGAGACUUAAGGUAGCCUAUGUGGCAUACACACAGCUAUCUCUUCCAACAUUCACUCACCGCUCUGCCUAGUACUAAAUAAACUGACUAUGACUAGCACUAGCUUGCUGCCAACUCCAAUAAAUGCUGCAAUGCCACAGUGGCAAUGUCAUCAUCCAUCAUGAGAGCAGAGCAACGCAUGUACAUAUAUGGUACCUAGCAGACUAUCUAGCCUGGGCUGGCUGCCCUCGCUGCCUGUUUGCUUGGUCAAGGACCUUUCUCAGUGCUGCUGUCUGUGAUGCAUAGGAAGAAGGCAACUACGUAAGACAGACAGCCCAGGCCAGCAACCAGCAACCAUCACAAUGCACUGCUUGGUUCAUGAGGAUGGAAACGACCAGCCGAAUGGCUGCCGCUACUGCUCCCUAGCAUCCUCCAGCUGAGGCAGCUGCCUUACUCUGGUCUAAUAGUAGGGCCAGGUUUGUUUGUUUUUCCUCAGAUUUUUUUAAAAAGUUAAAAAUGACAAAAACCAGUCUGUGCAGUCAUGGAUGUACACUCACAUCCAAAACUCUCUGCUGCCGGAAAUCAACUAAAUUCAGUGGGGAAAAAUGCAUCAGUGGCUAGUUAGCAGGAAAACCUCUCAUGUUCAGAAGUCCCUACCUUAGCUUUUGGUUAUAUAUGAUACAAUGGCUUUAAACAGUUUUUAGGUGGGGCAGUGCACAUUAUUGUAUAUUUUACCUAACAACUGCUGUAUUUUAAAACGUGUUUUCUUCUAAUUUAUUUAAUUUAUAACUCAGAGAUAUCCA
This is a messenger RNA of Rhineura floridana, 2596 nucleotides long. RefSeq names its product vexin (gene VXN). Gene Ontology annotation, biological process: neuron differentiation; neurogenesis. Bases 89 to 715 code for a protein of 208 amino acids. The transcript has 6 exons. The record is from RefSeq and is a predicted model, not a curated record. NCBI's taxonomy places the organism in Eukaryota, Metazoa, Chordata, Lepidosauria, Squamata, Rhineuridae.